AUGGUGAAAGCGCAGCUUGGCAAGAAGAUCAAGCUCGUCCGACACGACGGAGCCCUCGAGUUCCGAACCAACUCGCUUCAAGAAUUCUACGAAGAUGAAGGCAUUGAGCAGCAGACGACGGUGCCAUAUGCACACCAGACCAACGGUACGGCAGAGCGCGCCAUUCGGACUAUCGUCACAAUUAAUCGCAGCAUGCUCCACCAUGCUAAGUUGGAAAAGUGCUUCUGGGCCGAAGCAGCAAUGACGGCAAUAUACGUCAAGAACCGCCUGCCGUCGCCUUAA
Molecule: messenger RNA, 282 nt
Organism: Peronospora matthiolae
Lineage: Eukaryota; Oomycota; Peronosporomycetes; Peronosporales; Peronosporaceae
Source: the annotation of a GenBank genome assembly